Molecule: messenger RNA, 5029 nt
Organism: Bufo bufo (common toad)
Lineage: Eukaryota; Metazoa; Chordata; Amphibia; Anura; Bufonidae
Gene: ELN
Product: elastin
Exons: 46
Coding region: 49-3036 (995 amino acids)
Molecular function (GO): extracellular matrix structural constituent
Source: RefSeq, a predicted model, not a curated record
GGCGGGAUAAAACCCAGCAUGUGUGAGGGGACGGGGGCAUUGUGAGACAUGGAGAGCAUACGGCCUGCCGCUCCACUUUGGAGCAUCUUCCUGCUACUUGCCUUCUGCCAAACUACGCUGCAAGGAGGGGUUCCUGCUGGAGGUCAGUUUUUACCAGGUGGAGGUGCAGGGGUAUAUCCUGGAGGAGCUGGUGUGGGACCUGGAGGAAUCGGAGGAGCAGGGUUAUAUCCUGGAGGAAAACCCCCCAAGCCAGGUGUUGGUGGCGUAGGAACAGGUGGCUUUGGACCUGGGGGUACUGGAGGUGUUGGAGCUGGAGGAUAUGGACCUGGUGGUUAUGGAGCUGGUGCUUAUGGAGCUGGUGGUUAUGGAGCUGGUGGUUAUGGAGCUGGUGGUUAUGGAGCUGGUGGUUAUGGAGCUGGUGGACAAGGUGCUGGAGGCAAGCCACCAAAACCAGGUGUGGGCGGCAUUGGAGCUGGAGGCAUCGGAGGUGCUGGAGCUGGUGGAUAUGGACCUGGUGGACUUGGAGCAGGUGGGCUAGGAGUUGGUGGAUUAGGAGCUGGUGGACUAGGUGCUGGAGGCAAGCCACCAAAACCAGGUUAUGGGCCAGGAGCGGGAGUUGGUGUCGGUGGACUUGGUGCUCCAGGGGCUCAGCCAGUAGAAACAGAGCCAUCAAACUGUAAAGGAGUUGGCGGUGGAGUUGGUGGUGUUGGUGGCAUUGGUGCUGGGCUGCUACCAGGUGGUGUCCAACCAGGUGCUGGUGCUAAACCAGGAAAAGGACCAGGUGCAGGGAUCCCUGGCUUGUACCCUGGGGGAGUGGUACAAGGAGGUGCAGGGGGAGUACCUGGCGCAUAUCCAGGUGGUAUAAUCCCAGGCGCUGGCAUUGUUCCUGGUGUUACUGCAGGGGCUGUAGUACCCCCAGGGGGAGUUCAACCAGGUGCUGGAGCAAAGCCAGGAAAACUUCCAGGUGCUGGAAUUCCUGGGGCAUUCCCAGGAGGAGUGUUGCCCGGAACAGGUGUACGAUAUCCAGGGGUUGGUGUUCUCCCUGGAGUGGCCACUGGGAAUGGUGUCAAACAGAAGCCACAAGGUGCUGGUGGUGCUUUAGGUGGAAUCCCAGGUUUUGGUGGUUUUGGUGGACAGCAGCCUGGUGUACCUUUAGGAUAUCCUAUUAAAGCCCCCAAACUACCAGGUGGAUACGGGCUUCCAUACACGUCAGGAGUACCUGGAGGUUUUGGUGGUCCCGCUGGAGUUGGUGCUGGCGGCAAGGCGGGAUACCCUACAGGAACUGGAGUUGGAGCUCAAGCUGCCGCAGCUGCUAAAGCCGCAAAAUAUGCAGCUGCUGGAGCUGUGCCAGGAGGCAUCCCUGGAGCUAUUCCUGGCGUCGUACCUGGUCUUUAUCCUGGAGUUGGUGGCGUAUUGCCAGGUGGUGGAGCAGUACCAGGAGCAGGAAUACCUCAAUAUGGAGUUCAGCCUGGCGGGAAACCCCCAAAAUAUGGUGUACCUGGAGUUGGUGGUGUUCCUGGUGUAGGCGGCGUGGCCGGAGUAGGAGGAGUUCCGGGAGUUGGAGGUCUUCCUGCAGGAGUUGGUGGCUAUGGUGCUGGUGGGCUGCCCGCUGGAGUUGGUGCUGGCACCGGAGGAGUGCCAGGGGCAGGGUUUUAUCCAGGUGCAGGAGGCAAACCUCCCAAACCAGGUUAUGGAACUGGAGGAGUAUUACCUGGUGGUGGACUAGUGGCUGGUGGUGGACUAGUGCCUGGAGGUGGACUAGUUCCUGGUGCUGGACCUGGGGGCAUAGGAGCUGGAGGCCUGUACCCAGGAGCUGGUGCAGGAGGGAAACCACCAAAACCAGGUUAUGGUGCUGGUGCUGGACUUGGUAGUCUUGGAACUGGUGCUGGUGUUGGGGGACUAGUGCCUGGAGCUGGAAUAGGAGGUGGACUAGUUCCUGGUGCUGGACCUGGGGGCAUAGGAGCUGGAGGCCUGUACCCAGGAGCUGGUGCAGGAGGGAAACCACCAAAACCAGGUUAUGGUGCUGGUGCUGGACUUGGUAGUCUUGGAACUGGUGCUGGUGUUGGAGGACUAGUGCCUGGAGCUGGAAUAGGAGGUGGACUAGUUCCUGGUGCUGGACCUGGGGGCAUAGGAGCUGGAGGCCUGUACCCAGGAGCUGGUGCAGGAGGGAAACCACCAAAACCAGGUUAUGGUGCUGGUGCUGGACUUGGUAGUCUUGGAACUGGUGCUGGUGUUGGGGGACUAGUGCCUGGAGCUGGAAUAGGAGGUGGACUAGUUCCUGGUGCUGGACCUGGGGGCAUAGGAGCUGGAGGCCUGUACCCAGGAGCUGGUGCAGGAGGGAAACCACCAAAACCAGGUUAUGGUGCUGGUGCUGGACUUGGUAGUCUUGGAACUGGUGCUGGUGUUGGGGGACAAGGUGCUGGUGGACUAGGUGCUGGACUUGGAGCUGGUGUUGGUGGUCAAGGUGGUGGUGCAGGAGGUUUUCCUGGAGCUGGAGUUGGCGCUGGAGGCAAACCACCUAAACCAGGUUAUGGACCUGGGGCUGGAUUAUUAGGUGGAGGAGGUUUUGGACCUGGUGCUGGCUUUGGACCUGGUGCUGGCUUUGGACCUGGUGCUGGAUUUGGACCUGGUGGCAUAGGCGGUGCAGGUCAGUACCCAGGAGCUGGAGGCAAGCCACCCAAGCCAGGUUAUGGUGGUGGCCUUGUAUCUGGAGGAGCAGGAGGAGUUGGUGCUGGCUUUGGCCCUGGUGCUGGCUUUGGCCCUGGUGCUGGCUUUGGUCCUGGUGCUGGAACUGGUUUCGGUCCUGGAGGCAUAGGAGCUGGAGGUCAGUAUCCAGGAGCCGGAGGCAAACCACCUAAACCAGGCUAUGGAGCUGGAGGUGGAGGUGGAUAUGGGCAAGGCGGACUAGCAGGAGCUGGCCUUGGAGGUGCUGGAGCUGGAGGAUACCCAUUAGGAGCUCAAAAGCCUGCAAAAUCCUACUACCGAGGUGGCGGACUGUGCGGCCAAGGGAAAUACUGCGGCAGGCGGAGAAAAUAAACAGUCGGAGAGCUACGAUUAACCUCAUCAACUAUGGUGCUACUGCAUGGUGUGAAUGUAAAAGGAUUCAAGUAUCCCCCUCUGUUCUCCUUUCCCUCAGUUACCCCCAUAAUCCUUUUCUCUGGCCUUCCAGACGUCCAUCUGUUAACAGAGUCAGGGAGCUACACUUUCUAAGAUGAGCCUGCAGUCUGACUAUUCCGUCAGGCACAUGUGCACACACUGAUGCUGUAUAAAUACGUCUGUACUGUGUAUAUGUGUGCAUGCCCAAAGAGAUCAGAGUCUACGUCUACAAAUGCACAUGAAGAAACCUACCGAGCUGUGCAGACUUGCAUACAGUACACUCAGACAUUCACAAGUAUGGACAUACAUGCACUAUAUAUAAAUGUAAAAAAAAAAACACAGCUUACACAUCAUCUAUAGUCAGGAGCUGGUUGGCAUUCAUCUGGGCCAUCAUAAGGAACCAAUUGUCCACUAUUUGGCUUGGUGUAAAAACUUACAGAACCCUUUUGUGAAUGAAAGCUCAAUACAUGAUGGCACCAUGACUGACCUGAUAGGGCCUCAUCUCCAAAAGAUAAAGCAAUGGCACCAUUAGCAACCAACCAAGUGUCUUACAGAUGUGUCCUUCCUUAUCUUUUCUCUUGGCUCAAUACAUACCAUGAUGUGUCACGCAAGAUGACCGGCUUUUCACAUGACCUAGCGAUAUUGUGCCAUAAGAUAUCUAUCCUAUAUUGGUCUAUGUGCGGCCACCCAGUGGAAGUGAUGUGAAUUGUAGUCUGUCAAAGGUUUUGUUAGCAUGCUGCAAUAAUGUAUUGAAUUUAUUUAACAAGACUGGGGUCCCUUACUACUGUAAACUGGAGCUAAGAUAAGGGUGGACACAUCUGUAUUUCAAUUUUGAAAAUGUGUCUCGGAAACAUCAGAGCUGAUUGCUUUUCUUUUUGUCCAUAUAAGUUUUUGUACAUGAGGCCUUGAGUUUUUGCUCGCAUUUUUUUCCAUCUGAUGUACCGCUGGAUGUUUUUGAAGCACUGUUGACAUAAAGUGGACAAUUGAGGGCUAUUGGUGGCCUUGUCUUUGGGCCAGUAAUUAGGAAUUACCCCCCCCCCCCCACCCAUCACCAUGCAAGAGAAAUAAAAGGCCAUUCAGCCCCUGCCCCUCGCUCCUGUCUCUCACACCAUGGCCCCAGUAGGUUAUUGUUGUUGUUGUAACUUAUACUUGGAACUGACUCUGUUGUAAUGCAAUUGGCCAGCGACUGUAUGGAAUAUGUUUUAUUUUUUAGUAUUUGUAUUAUUAAAGUGUGUGACUUCUCCCUCCUCGAGGGCGGAGCGUGACAGAGGAGUCCAAAAGCAUCAUCCUUUUUUAAAUACAGAAAUCGAAAAAAUAUAUUUCUUUCUUUAUUAUUUACCACAAAAUGCAGAGCCUUGCUGUUUUUUGUUGUUGAUUUUUUUAUGUUUUGGUUUUACUUAUGCGCCAUUUUUCUGCAGGACCCUUGAAAGAGGAAGGUAUUGACUAUUACUGUGAGGGCUUAUUGAAGUGUAAACUGCUCUGGAAUAAGGGAGAGUGACAAAUGUCAUGAGAGGAGGGGACAAGAGCUGAUAUAUAUAUGUAAUUAUUGUUGUUUUUAUAUUACACGUUGCUGCCAAAGACAUUUGUAACAUAUUUAAACAUUCUGGCAUUGAAGGAGUUAAACAUAAAAAGCUGUGAGAUUUUAGGUAGAGUGAGCCCCUUCUCUCUGCCUUCCCUCUGGAUACCAUUAUGCUGCAGAAUGAUCUUGACUUUCCCACCCAGCUGUGUCUGGUUGUGAGGGGUGCGUUUUUAUGUGUAAAUGCUUUAGUUUACUGACCACCCCUUCAUCUUCCUCUUCUCAAUGUAUUCCCUCUCAUACCGCCUCCAAAGGAAAAAAAAAAACUGAACACUUUUUUUUGUAAAAAUAAUACUGAAAAAAGUUAUUAAAAGUAAUUGCUUAAAAUAAAGAAUAAAGAAAACUUUUUAAAUGAGA